Messenger RNA from Didymella exigua CBS 183.55, 1260 nucleotides. RefSeq names its product HET-domain-containing protein. Bases 186 to 995 code for a protein of 269 amino acids. The transcript has a single exon. NCBI's taxonomy places the organism in Eukaryota, Fungi, Ascomycota, Dothideomycetes, Pleosporales, Didymellaceae. The record is from RefSeq and is a predicted model, not a curated record.
CAGCGCUCUCAUGGCGACAACGCUCAGACAGGGGUUCACCAUCAAGAGAACGCAGCACCAAGUCGGCUCCAGGCGCAAGAGGUCACUGUACCCCAGUACGGCGUCCACUCCCCAACAUUAACGCAGUUUUAUAUUCCGGUUCUACUCCACCACAGUCCGCAACAGCCAAAAUUGACGGGCGUCGAAUGCUCAUCAGAAAUGAUGGUCAGCAACAACCCUCGAGCACGUUUCAGAUGACAGUGACACCUACUUCUCUACCUUCUGUUUCUACUUCCAGUGCUUCUGCAGAAGAGUCUGUACCUGCCAUUGGCGGGUCGAUCUCUCUACCUUUGACAACCAAAGCGUACAUUGCGAAUUCGAAAACUCUCUUCAGGUAUGCGCCGCUUGAUCAUAGCGGCCCUUCGAUUCGCUUAGUGCGCAUCAGUCCAGUCUCCUCGCCGGACGGCCUUACCCAAUGCACUUUGUCCCAUGCCACAACAGAUGCGCGAUAUGUGUGUCUGUCGUACGUAUGGGAUUACCAUGUCUCUUCUGAGUGUGAGCUGGGCGACAAGAAUAGGAGUGGAGCUAUGAUCCUCCUGAACGGCAGGGCAUUCUUGGUACGGGAGAACCUGUUUCACUUCCUCUGCAUGGCUCGUAAAAAGUUUGCGAGGAAAACAAAUCAACCCCCGGACGAGUCAGAAGCUGAAAUCCCUUUCUGGGUAGAUGCAUUGUGCAUCGACCAGUCUAAUCCGGAAGAGAGGAACCACCAAGUCGCACAGAUGGGGGGAAUCUACUCGAAUGCGCUUUCUGUGCAGAUAUGGCUUGGGAAAAUUCCCACAGGCCAUGUUCAUGCCAUCGGUACUGAUACAGUAACUUAUCGCUCCCUUCUCGCCGACACUCUCGAAGAAUGGAAGGUAGAGGCUUUGGCCUCAAGAAACCAAGGACGGGGUGCUGUGACGAGAUGGAAACAGCACGAGCUGCUUCUCGUGGACCUGAUCUACCGAAAUCCGUACUGAACUCGUGCAUGGGUGAUGCAGGAGAUGUUUCUUGCGCGCCACACUACAGUCUGGCUGGACGGGAUACCCAUGGCCUUGGAAUUCCUCCAAGCCUUUCAAGACUACAUCUUCAAAGGGCCCUAUGCAGCUGCGUUGCCAAUCAUCAAGAAGCACAACCCUCAUUCCCAUGGCUUCCAUCUCGCAGCCUCCAGCGGUCUGGAAUCCAUCGACCUCAUUGCCUUACUGGAUCGAUUCUCCGACAAGGCAUGUGCUGACCCUCGCGAUC